CAUGUGCUCAGUUUUGGUAAUGUUUGUGGACUUUGGUUAUUCUGCCUUAUUAAUUGUAAUAUUAUUUUGAUAAUGAAUUAUUUUUAAUUGUUAUUGCUGCGGAAAUACUUUUUAGGCACGCUAUUUGGUUAGUGAUCCUAAUGUCUACAUCUACUGGGAUUGAAGAUGUGGAGGAUGAUGUGGAGUUUGUAUCUGAGGCUCCUCUCAGACCAGUGUUGGAAUGUAUAGACCUGCUGAGUGAUGCUGAAGAAGAAGGUGACACGUCUACUGCAGAAACUAUUGAGGAACAGGUUGACAGGCAGAGAGCUCAUGCUUUGUCCACGCUGGACAGACUGGCAUGCCAGGUUGCUGUGGAGAAACAGGAGAGAGCUGAUAAAUGCAAAGCUUUUAAGGAGAAGAUGAUUUCACAGCAAGCGCAUGGGCGCCGUGAACUAUCAAUCAGCAGCACUAAUAGUGAAGGUGACAAUGCCAAGCGAUGUGUGGCUAUUUGGCUCAAAAUGCCAGGAGUACAGCCAGGUGCUGUUAACUCCGGCUCAAACUGGAGACGCAGAUCGGCUCCUGUUCCAGUGAAGUUUUCUCCUCAAAACUGCCCAGUCAUCAACUGUGGCCGAAUCUACGACAAUGUUCUUUUGCUUGAGGGCCAUCUGAAAAGGUUUGAUCAUUCACCAUGUGACCCCACUAUCACCCUGAAAGGCACCCCCUCUUCCAUCUAUGCCUGCCUGGCCUGUGGGUGCCACUUUAGCUCAGAAGAGUCGUGGAGAGAUCAUCGGGAUUCCAAGGUGUCCUCCUCUGACUCUAAUGGCCACAGCAGUUCUCAGAGCUAUCAGCUGAUCGUAUGCUUUGCAUGUCCUGCCUGUUACCUCCUCUUCAACAUCAGGGAUGACUGCCUUCAGCACAUGUCAGCCAAAAACCACUUCACUCAGUCCAUCUCUCUCUGUGAGGCAAAAUCCUCAGCCGUGCCUAUACCAAUUCCACGGUACGCAAAGAACCGCUUAAUUGCGCUCUGUAAGGAUGUUGCUUUCAAUGUCAAAUGCACAGUUUGCUCUAAGGUGCUUACGUCACAUAUGGAGGCAAGAGCACACUUCAAUGUGCACUGCAGACAUGGCUGUGCUAUUGCCACUGCUGAUCAAAACGUGGCUCACAUCAUGAGGAAGAUGGCGGUUGUGGGUCAGUGCCUUUCAUGCCCCAAACUCUUUCUCAGCCUGGCUCAGAUAAAGGAGCACAGCGAGCACAGGAAACACGAGGUGGAGAGUGUCACAAGCUUAGAUAAAGCCCUUCUGUACUACAGCAACUACAGUGAAAUCCGCAACGCUCAGAAGGGUACAGCCAAUCACAUCUCCAAACAUUUAAACGAGGCCUUGUUCUGCAGCUCCUCAUCCCCAGACAACAGUUCCGACGGGCCUUCAGCUAAGCGACAAAGACUGACCAGGUUAGAUUCCCAUGCCAAGACGAACAGGAAUGUGACCAUUGUUUGGUUCUGCGAGUGUGGUCUACGUUUCACGGAGGAGGAGCAAGCAAGCAAGCACCUCCAAGCUUCUAAUCAGAUCUUUCACAAAUGCGCGGUCUGCGGCAAGUUAAUGGGCGAAUCGUCCAUAGCUCGUUUGCACAUGAGCAGGUUCCAUGGGGGUGCUCACCUGUCCAACUUCCUUUUCCAUUGUAGGAAGUGCAAGGUGGACAUGCCAAGAAUGGAAGAUAUCAUGUCCCAUAUUGGUGUGAGCCAUAGAGGACACACCUACUACCAAGAAAGUGAGGACAGUGCCCCAUCAAGUAUGUCCCCCAAACCGUCCACCAGUGCUGAAAGUGAAAUGUCAAGACCACCCAGUGGUCCAAAAGUCGAGUCUUGGCUUUGUCGAAUGUGUGAAGAACUCUUUGACUCGGAGACAGCGGUGCACAAACACUGCAGUGAUUUGAGCAGCCACAGUUUCCAGAGGUUUGCCUGUGGACACUGUCCGCAAAAGUUCUUCAAAGAUUCCACUUUGCGUCGUCAUUGCGCCAACGAGCAUGGUGGCGAUAUAGUGCUCCGCUACUUCUGUGGUCUCUGUGAUAGCAUACUGUACGACACAGAGAAUGAGUUUCAGGAGCACUACAACAGUAUACACAGCCAAGAUUACUACCGCUUGGAAGCAGCAGUGAAUAGUUCCCAGGUAGCCGGGGAAAGCGCAGUUGAGAGUCCAACGUUGAGAGCAAGCCCUCCCCAACUCUGUCCUUGCAUGGGCUCUGAGAAAUCCAAAGAGGAAAGGAAAUCCAUUUUCACAAAGUGCAUGAAAGAGUUGGCCAAUGACAGUAAAUGCAACUAUGCCUGUCGCCAGUGUGACAAGAAGACGUCAGCCUUUGCUGAGAUGAAGACUCAUGUGCUCAUUAAACACAAUACCCAAGGCAAUGGGAAGACUUUUGAUGUUUUGUGCACUAUAUGCUCAGAGAGCCACAAAGAUGUACCCAGUUUCCAUUCACACUACCAUAAGCUGCACUGCCAGUUAGAGCCAUGUGUUUGUUCCCGACCCAACGAUGCAGGCAAGAAACCAACCCCCACCGCCAAGAUACUUAAUGCAGAGGAGGUCUUCCCAGAAAGUAAUGUGGAUGAAUUUCGUGAUGUCAAGAGUGUGAUCGCUUCAAGUGUGCUUGAUGUAAAAAAAGAGGUGACAUUUUCACAGGAUUUUGAAAAUCAUGAUGCAUUUGAUCAGGACAUGAAACUUGCUUUGGCCUUGAGUGAAGAAGAGGCCAGAAAGACAAAAGAUUUGGAUAUUGAAAUGGAAGAGGCCUUGAAAAGAAGCUUACAGGAAUUUUGAUUUGAAAAGAGAAACAGUUCGGAAUGGUGCAGGUUUUUCAUGUUGUCCAUACACUGGCGUCAUUAAACGUUUAUUUUUCUUUCUGUGUUGUAAGUUUCAAUAAAGAAAAUUAAUUA
Molecule: messenger RNA, 2902 nt
Organism: Xyrauchen texanus (razorback sucker)
Lineage: Eukaryota; Metazoa; Chordata; Actinopteri; Cypriniformes; Catostomidae
Product: E3 SUMO-protein ligase ZNF451-like
Exons: 13
Coding region: 141-2786 (881 amino acids)
Biological process (GO): regulation of transcription by RNA polymerase II
Cellular component (GO): nucleus
Molecular function (GO): DNA-binding transcription factor activity, RNA polymerase II-specific; sequence-specific DNA binding
Source: RefSeq, a predicted model, not a curated record